CUUUUAUCAUUUUGCUCACAGAGAUCCGCUGCCCAAAGCUCAACAUGCUGGCUAACGGAGGCUACAAAUGCUCGGACGGCUCCUACUACAACUCUCGCUGCGAGUUCUUCUGUUCUGCUGGAUAUUCCAUGAAAGGCCAGAAAACAUCCGUCUGCCAGUACAACAAGGUGUGGAGCGCCGGAGUCCCCACAUGCAUCGAUAUUGAUCCCCCGAAAAUCAAGUGUCCCAAUGUGAAGGAUAAAUGGGCAGAACCAGGAAAACUGACGGCGAGGGUGACUUGGGACACACCUGAGGGCGUCGACACUGCAGACGGCAUCCUCACAGAUGUGACCCUGAAAGGGAAACCACCGAAAUCCGACUUCCCAGAAGGCCUUCAUAAGAUGUCCUACAGCGUGUUUGACCGGGCCGGGAACAAAGGGUCCUGCCGCUUCACCAUCAGAGUGCGAGUGCGUCGCUGCAGCCGCCUGUUCCCUCCAGACAACGGCUACAUGAAGUGCGACAGUGACGGAGACAACUAUGGCGCUUCUUGUCACUUCUCCUGCACCGGCGGCUCCGAGCUGCAGGGCAGCGCUGCCAGAGUGUGUCAGUCUGGACUCUCCUGGUCUGGUUUAGACACAACGUGUGCACCCAUGAACAUAAAUGUGGGGGUGCGUUCGGCCGCGGCGCUGCUGGACCAAUUCUACGAGAAGCGGCGGCUCCUCAUUAUCUCUGCGCCGACGGCUGCCAAUCACAAUUACCGUUUCCAGAUGACUAACCUGCAGCCCGCUCAGUGUGGACUGGACCUGAGACACGUCACCGUCAUUGAGCUGGUCGGGACGUAUCCAGCUCAAGUUGGCCGAAUCCGCCACAGGCUUCUCCCGCCUGGACUGGCCCUGCAGAUCAGGAUACUGCUCCGGAUCCCUCAGAGGUCGUUCCACAUGGUGCUGGUGGACAAGCAGGGCAUAGACAAACAGCGCUACCCGUUCCCCAUCACGGCAGCUGAGCUGUUCACCACCAUCGACACGUUUCCGCUCCGCAAGGACGAGAUGCUGCUGCAGCAGGAGGCGGGCCAGUUCUGUCAGUCGUAAAAAACAGGAGCCUCCCUUCGUGGAGCGUUGAUCUUUUUUGUUGCUCCACAGACACACGCAGCUCAGAUCAUCGUGUUUUGUGCCACACACUCCUCUCUGAAGUCCUCCUGUCCUGUAUCCAGUGUGUGUUUAUGUGUGUUUCUGCGUGUGAUCAAAGAUGUCUGGCAUGUUGCUGAUCUGAAGCUGGUCUGAGCAGAUCACACGGUGCUUUGCAGUCACAUCCAGGGCCGUCACUGUGUGUUUUAUUUUAUUUUUUUAUACAUUUUUUCAGAGCAGAAAUAUGAUUUACUAUUUUGUAAAAAAAAAAGAAAAAAAAAAUAAACUUUUGGAAAAUUUCUAUUCUUUGUAAUAUUUAUAUCUUACAUCUGACUUUGCGAUGUACUUUGAAUUCAUAAAACUAAUAAAAAGUGAGUAAUGCGGAG
Molecule: messenger RNA, 1489 nt
Organism: Poecilia latipinna (sailfin molly)
Lineage: Eukaryota; Metazoa; Chordata; Actinopteri; Cyprinodontiformes; Poeciliidae
Gene: srpx
Product: sushi-repeat containing protein X-linked
Exons: 7
Coding region: 45-1067 (340 amino acids)
Biological process (GO): phagolysosome assembly
Source: RefSeq, a predicted model, not a curated record